AUGAGAUCCCACUUCAACACCAACCUGGUCACAGUGUACGGUGAUCGCAAACCUACAACAACAGCCACACCAACAACUCUUACAACAGCUGGAAACAAUGUAACAAUUGUCGAUACAACCACCACAUCAACGACCAACUCGACUACAACCACAAGUCCAUCUACAGCAAACGCAACGAUCACAAAUUCAGGCUCUGCAUCCAACAUCACAGCUAGCGGCAGCAGAAUAAAGCGGGAUGCUCCAAGAGAGAACAAGAAGAAGUCAAAGUCUAAGGAGUCUCUGGUCUCCUCUAAUGAGAAGGAGAUGGAAGACGAUGAGCAUGAGGAUGAUGAGGAAGAUUCACCAGAAAACAAGCCAAUGAUGGGAUCAUCUCUCGGCUACUACGGGAUCUUUCAGCUUUCUGACAGCCACUUCUGUGAUUCCGGUUAUCGUUCAUCAAAGAAUCUGUGCCGUUCAUCCUGCUCAGCCUUCGCCGAUGACGACAUAACUGAUGAUGUAGCUUGCGUCGUAGGGAGCGGUUACUGGAAGCAUCUGCUGGAGGAAGCCUCUAAACAGUGCCAGCGUGCCAAGAAGACCUACUUUGCUGAAUGUGCAGCUUGACGGCACCAUUUCCUCCUGCAGGAAAAGCAACUUUUUAUUAGCACUAUGGGGUGAUCUAGUUUAUGGUAGUUUCUUUAAAUGAUGUAUUUUUCAAUACAAAACAAAUGAUUCUAUGUAUGUCAUGCAAUAAAAAAAUACAGUUCUCUGUUG
Messenger RNA from Melanotaenia boesemani (Boeseman's rainbowfish), 750 nucleotides. RefSeq names its product bypass of stop codon protein 1-like. Lineage: Eukaryota; Metazoa; Chordata; Actinopteri; Atheriniformes; Melanotaeniidae. The coding region runs from base 1 to 600 and encodes 199 amino acids. Gene Ontology annotation, biological process: DNA replication. Gene Ontology annotation, cellular component: nucleus; delta DNA polymerase complex. The transcript has 3 exons. The record is from RefSeq and is a predicted model, not a curated record.